This is a messenger RNA of Striga hermonthica, 1143 nucleotides long. NCBI's taxonomy places the organism in Eukaryota, Viridiplantae, Streptophyta, Magnoliopsida, Lamiales, Orobanchaceae. The record is from the annotation of a GenBank genome assembly.
AUGUCCCCGCCGCACCAACCCGGCACCAGCCGCCGACGCCGGAACCGGCGCCGCCGCCACCAGCGGCCGCCACCUGAGGAGGAGCAGAAGCAGGAAAUACUCCGAUCAGAUUUCAGCGAAGAACAGAUGAAUGGUGAAAAAAAUAUCAAUGGGAUUCUAUCAGAUGACUUGCUGUCCAACAUCUUUGACCGUGUCCCGGUCCACGAUAUAUACAAGGCAAGGCUUGUUUGCCGCAGGUGGUACCAAGUGACCCAUAGCCACAACACUUACGCCCUUCUCUUCAACAAAUACCGGGCCGUAUUCUCGAUGGGCACCCGAGACGGCCGGGUCGAGAUAACCAAGUUGAGGCAACAAAAAACGAGCGUGGCCGUGACCGAUUGUUCGGAACUCUGUUUAGCAUUUGCAGAAGGAGGGAAUUAUAGUGAGCUCAUCCUCUCACAUCACUCGUCAGAGGUAGUUCUUAAUCUCCCUUCACUCGUCACUCGUUCUAAAGCGACACCUAUGUAUUCAUGGGGAGUAUCAUGUGCUCGGGAAUCCAUGGAUUUGAAAGUGGUGGUCUACAUUCCUCCCGAUCCAUAUACAGGCGUAAAGGUGGACGAGUUUCACGUGUUAACCAUUGGAGAAGAAGAUGAGUCGUGGAGAGUCGUGCAGGCCGAGCCUAGGGUUUUUAAGUAUAAACCCGUUUUGAUUACUGCUGGGUUUAUGCAUUGGGUCUUGCAUGACGACAGGUUGUUGACUAUGAAUUUGGAGACAGAGGAAUUCACGGAGAGCUCUGGGCCUGAUUACUCCAUUGGCCUGAGUGGGGAAGUUAAGAAUACUUACUUGUCCACUGGAAAGCGUUUAUCUUUAUUGCGUGAGUGUGGGGAGCUUUAUUGGGAAGUUUGGGAGAUGGAUCCGCGCAUGUUUGCUUGGAGAAUGACGGGGGAUUUUUCAUUGGAGGAACACAGGAGCCAAUUCGAAUCUACAGGUAAGGAUGUGGCUUUAAUUCCAGUUGGGUGGGUUAAGUACUUGGAGGUGUUGGUACUCUGUGCCGAUUUGGGUGAGAAUACGAUUUUGAUCUACAACCUCAUCAAGGAGGAAAUGGAGAAAAUGGAGCUACCAUGUAGGGUUUGCUAUUACAGUAUACACCCUUAUGUUCAUUGA